This is a messenger RNA of Zingiber officinale, 896 nucleotides long. RefSeq names its product protein CWC15 homolog A-like. Gene Ontology annotation, biological process: mRNA cis splicing, via spliceosome. Gene Ontology annotation, cellular component: catalytic step 2 spliceosome. NCBI's taxonomy places the organism in Eukaryota, Viridiplantae, Streptophyta, Magnoliopsida, Zingiberales, Zingiberaceae. The transcript is spliced from 7 exons. The record is from RefSeq and is a predicted model, not a curated record. Bases 88 to 777 code for a protein of 229 amino acids. Gene Ontology annotation, molecular function: RNA binding.
CCUCUGCAACAUUAUAUUCAGACGAGACUCGGGCGUUGUAUCGUGGGCUAAUCAUCUCAUAAAGCGCGAGCAAAAGAAGAGGGCGGGAUGACGACGGCUGCGCGUCCGACGUGGGCGCCGGCGAAGGGAGGGAACGAGCAGGGCGGCACCCGGAUCUUCGGACCCUCGCAGAAGUACUCCUCCCGUGACCUUGCCGCCCACACCACCCUCAAGACCAGGAAAGAGGGACAAGAUACGCAGGAUGAGUUGCAGAAGAGGGACUUCCGGGAGGAGCUAGAAGAGCGUGAGCGAAGGCAUUUUUCCUCCAAGGACAAGUCCUAUACUGAAGAUAGAGACCGAAGAAAAGGGCAUCUUCUCUUGGAGGGAACAAGGAGAGAGGCUGAAGAUAGGAUUGUUCCAAGGAAUAUUGAUGCUGACGACUCUGAUGUAGAUGUCAAUGACGAUGAAGACAGUGACAGUGGUGGUGAUGAUGAGGAUGAUACUGAAGCUCUAUUGGCCGAACUUGAAAGGAUAAAGAAAGAGCGAGCUGAAGAAAAACUGAGGAAGGAACAGCAGCAGCAGGAGGAAGAGCUGAAGGUAAAAGAAGCCGAGUUGAUGCGUGGAAAUCCAUUGAUCAAUCUCAAUAAUCCAGCUUCCUUCAAUGUCAAAAGGAGGUGGGACGAUGAUGUGGUGUUCAAAAAUCAAUCUCGUGGAGAAACCAAGGCUCCCAAGCGCUUCAUAAACGAUACCAUCAGGAGCGACUUCCACCGCAAGUUCUUGCAGAAGUACAUGAAAUAAUAUAAAUGUAUUGAGAUUUGGAUACUGAGCUGUGGGAUUUUUCUUGAAUUCGUAAAACUUUACGCUUUCUCCUAAUGUACGUAACGAAAAUUGCAUGCUACACGUGUAUUUGUAUUCCA